UUUUAACUCUCUCUCUCUCUACAGCUUCAUUGCUCAAAACAAUUUUCUGGGUAAAUUUGUUUUUUCUCUCUUCUCUCUCUACUUGAUUCCUUUUCCAUUUCUUCAUUUGCCUUGCAUUUCAGUUUGAGCACUCAGAGAUUUCUCAUGCCUCACAUUUCCUCAUUUCUUUCCUAAGGAUUUUAAACAAGUGGUAUCUCCGUACUUAAAUUGAGAUAUUCAUCAAACACGAGUAUCAAAUCCAGAUGCUUAAAAAAAUUGAAGAGUUUGCGUAGAUUGUGAAAUAAUAGAGUAUUCUUCAAAGGUCUCAAGUUUUUCACUAAUUUAUAUCUUUUCAUUUACAAACUCUGCAACUUUUAAGUGCCAAAAUGCCUAGAUCAAGUAGGGGCUCAAAAGUGCCACAAAGGCAAUCUCCUCGAGGAUCAAGUUCUGAUUCAUAUCCUCUGCGUCAUCGGGCAAUUACUGAUAGUAGUAGUCCCAAGCUCAGAGAAUGCCGUUCCCGAAGUGGUACUCCCCAAUCAGGUCCACUAAAUCAGAAGAAACUCGGCACUCGCAUUGCAGAUUUAGAAACUCAACUAGGGCAUGCACAACAAGAGCUAAAGAUUUUGAAGCACCAGUUGGAUUCGGCAGAAGCUGCAAAGAAAGAAGCUCAAGAACAAUUGGAAAAGAAGACCAAGAAGCCAAAAGCUCCCCAAAAAACUCAUGAUUCUAAGAAAACACACAGCUGCAGCCUCAGAGAUGAAUUUCCCGAAGAUAAUCGUCGAGAAACGGAUGUCUUUGAAGUCCCAAUGGAAAAAGUAGCAAUGGAACCCAAGCUGGAAGUUGACACAACCGAUGCAAUAGAAACCUCAAUUGAUCCAACAACAGCAUUGGAGCCAGAGAAACCACCUUUGAAUGACUUGGCUUUGAAAGAUGAUGAGAUCAAUGUGCUAAAAUCCAAGCUAGCGGAGAAAGAAAAUGAGGUUAUUGCCUAUGCUCAAGAAAAUGAGGACCUGAAAAACCAGUUGAAUGAAGUGACAACAAAUAUAUCAACUGCUAAAGCCAAGAAAGCAGAAAUGAGCUUAAGUUUGAGACUAGUUAAACAAGAGCUAGAAGCAAGUAAAAAAUUGGCAGCUCAAUUGACGGAAAAACUCCGAUCUGUAGAAGGGCGAAAGGAAGCAUUGGAAGAAGAGAUGAAGAAGCUAAGGGUACAAACAGAACAAUGGAGAAAAGCAGCAGAUGCUGCUACAGCUAUUCUUUGUGGAGGUGAGGAAACGAAUGGGAGGCUCUCCAACAGAUGUAGCUCUAUGGAUAAUAUUCAUUUCGGUGGUGUGUACACAGGUUAUGUUGGAUCACUUGGCUUGGAUGAUGAUGAUGGUGAUGGUUUCCGAACUGAAAAACGAAAGGGCUCCGGGAUCAAAAUGUUUGGAGACUUGUGGAAAAAGAAAGGUCAGAAAUGAAAGUGAGUCUCUGUGAUAUUCAGGGAAUGGUAUUUUUAGCUGUUCAUGUAUAAUAGCUGAGGUCAAAUGUUUGAAUUGUUGGCCGUCCGAUCCUUAGUAGGUAGUAUGGUUCUACAGUGUUAUGUUUAAACCAUUAAUAUGGUGUAGUGUUAUUUAUAUGAUUAGGUAUGGGUUCAUAUGUAAUGCGGCCAUUUCUUUAAGCCUUGUGUAAAAAGCAAGGGUUGCCCAUUCCUUGAAACCCCGUGUAGAAAACUAGGGUCUAGGGCUGAACAAAAAUGAAAAGAAAUUGAUGACAACAAAA
Molecule: messenger RNA, 1737 nt
Organism: Gossypium arboreum
Lineage: Eukaryota; Viridiplantae; Streptophyta; Magnoliopsida; Malvales; Malvaceae
Product: interactor of constitutive active ROPs 4-like
Exons: 4
Coding region: 366-1436 (356 amino acids)
Source: RefSeq, a predicted model, not a curated record